GUCAGAGCAACAUCCGAUUAUCAACUUCAAGCACUGUGGCAAAGUAACUAUUGUCUUGGUGACCAAUGCUUACAUACCUGGGCCAUGUUGCAAAUAAAAAUGAUAUACUGUUAAGUUGCCUUCAGCUUAUAAACAUCAUUUUCUUUAUUCAACAAAUAGCUUGAGUAAAUCUAGGCUCAUCUCUGCCUGUCAAAGUAACCUUAGCAAAUUUGCAGAUGACUCAAAGCUGGGUGGCAGUGUGAACUGUGAGGGGGAUGCUAUGAGAAUGCAGGGUGACUUGGACAUGUAGGGGAGUGGGCACAUGCAUGGCAGAUGAAGUUUAGUGUGGAUAAAUGUGAGGUUAUCCACUUUGGUAGCAAAAACAGGAAUGCAGAUUACUAUCUAAAUGGUGUCAAGUUGGGAAAAGGGGAAGUAUAACGGGAUCUGGGGGUCCUUGUACAUCAGUCUAUGAAAGUAAGCAUGCAAGUACAGCAGGCAGUGAAGAAAGCGAAUGGCAUGUUGGCCUUUAUAACAAGAGGAAUCGAAUAUAAGAGCAAAGAGGUCCUUCUGCAGUUGUACAGAGCCCCAGUGAGACCACACCUGGAGUAUUGUGUGCAGUUUUGGUCCCCUAAUUUGAGGAAGGACAUUCUUGCUAUUGAGGGAGUGCAGCGUAGGUUUACAAGGUUAAUUCCCGGGAUGGCGAGACUGUGCUGAGAGAAUGGAGCAGCUGGGCUUGUACACUCUGGAGUUUAGAAAGAUGAGAGGUUAUCUCAUUGAAACAUAUAAGAUUGUUAAGGUCUUGGACACGCUAGAGGCAGGAAAAUGUUCCCGAUGUUGGGGGAGUCCAGAACCAGGGGUCACAGUUUAAGAAUAAGGAGUAAGCCAUUUAGAGCGGAGACGAGGAAACACUUUUUCUCACAAAGAGUGGUGAGUCUGUGGAAUUCUCUGCCUCAGAGGGCAAUGGAGGCAGGUUCUCUGGAUGCUUUCAAGAACGAGCUAGAUAGGGCUCUUAAAAAUAGCAGAGUCAGGGGAUAUGGGGAGAAGUCAGGAACAGGGUAUUGAUUAGGGAUGAUCAGCCAUGAUCACAUUGAAUGGCGAUGCUGGCUCGAAGGGCCGAAUGGCCUACUCCUGCACCUAUUAUCUAUUGUCUAUUGUCUGUUUCUACAGGUUUGCAAUCAGAAAUGUGCCAAUAUCUCAGUCUCACAAAGGAGAUACAUCAGAGAAUUUUGUGUGUCCACAGAUAUAAGGAUAUACAAAUGCUAGUCAAUGCAAGUUAAAUUCUAGAAAUCAGAAUACUUAUUGCAUCAGCAGUGGAGUCAGUCAAUGACUAUCAUCUGCAAUGCUCUGGUCAGCUACAUUCUGAAUACUGUUUUUGGUUCUGACCAGUGGGAGAAAUGUUAAUGUGAAUUGUGAGGAAGGUUUAUAAUAUCCUCGCACAAUGGAUAAUAAAUUCUAGCCUUUCUCGUGACACCAACAGCCUGGAAAUAAUUUCCCCUAAAUUUAACUUUCUUACAUUUUAUUUUUGACAUAACUUAGGCAGCAUUUAUUGCUAGGUCCUAUAUAAUUUUAGAAUAAUUCAGUAGAAUUAUGAAGCAAUAUAUAAAGUAUCAGAUUUUAAAAAUUUAACAGGACUUUGGUGAAAUCUUAAUUCUUGCUCACUGAUGCACCACUAUUUGUUGCACUUCAUGGUUAGCCUUGAACCUGUUAUGUGGUUUCUCUUAAACAAAACGGUUGCUUCAGAGAGAUUAUAAAGCUUGUGCUUCAUAGAGAGGACAUCAACCUGAACCAACCACAUCCUUGUGAGUUGACACUAAAUUACUGAAAGCCUUUGCCGUGAUCACAAAAGAAGCAACAAUGAAGUUGCUGAAGUACGGUCUGUUUCUUCCAUUGAUCAGUAUUUCCUUCAUUCCAGCCUAUCAGGGAGCGGAGAUUAUUGGAGGUCAUGAUGUUACACCACAUUCAAAACCCUAUAUGGCAUCUAUCCAAGUAUUUGACAAUGAAAAGUAUCAACAUAUUUGCGGAGGGGCUUUGAUCCGCCGUAACUGGGUGCUCACUGCAGCUCACUGUGAAAUAUCACGUAUUAAUGCAAAGCAACCACUUCGAGUGGUUCUUGGAGCACAUUCUCUUUUACAGGAUGAGAAUCAACAAAGUCUAUAUGUUCUCAACCAGGUUCCUUAUCCACAAUUCAAAAUGCAAACUGCUCAAAAUGACAUCAUGCUGCUGAAGCUUAAGGGAACAGCGACUCUGAACAAGUUUGUGAAUAUCCUGAAACUACCGAACUCAAAUAAGGAUGUGAAAAGUGGAACGAUUUGUAAUGUUGCAGGAUGGGGGUAUACCAAUAUUAUAACGAAGCAGACCCCAAAGGUGCUGCAAGAAGUAAAUGUAACUGUGGUAGACAGGAACCUGUGUUCUAAAUAUUACACCUACCAUCCUGCAAUAACAAGAAACGUGCUCUGCGCUGGUGACAAGAAAGGAGAUAAAGAUGCCUGCAUUGGGGAUUCAGGUGGUCCACUAUUAUGCAAAGGAAAUUUCAACGGAAUUGUUUCUUUCGGAUGCAGCUGUGGAAUACCCAAAAAACCAGGCGUUUAUACACGACUCUCAACAAAAUAUCUUUCCUGGAUUAAGAAGACCAUUUUAAAUUCAGAUUUUCAUUGCCAAAUUCAUCUAGCCAUUGUUCACAAAUUAAUUGCAACAAUGAAUUGUCAGGCUCUGCUCAGCUCUCUGACCAUCAUUUUCUACCUAACAGCAACUCAUGAUUGCUCGGAAAUCAUUGGGGGCCAAAUAACGAGGAAUCAUGCCAGACCAUACAUGGCAUCAAUCCAGAAGAAUAAACGCCAUGUGUGUGGAGGGGUGUUAAUAAAGCCAUCCUGGAUCCUGACUGCAGCGCACUGCAAUCUCUUCUUUAGAUUUAACCCAGUAUACGCAGUUCUUGGAAUUAAUUCAUUGGAAAGUAAUGAAAACUCGAAGCAAGUACUGAAGGUGAAGCAUAAAAUCCCACAUGUGUGCUUUAACACUGUAACCAAAGAAUAUGAUAUCAUGCUGCUUCAACUGGAGUCCGAGGCAAAACGUAACAAAUUUGUGGAUUUUCUACCAUUGCCCCUGAAUGGCCAGGAUGUGCAAGUGGGGACGGUUUGCACGGUUGCAGGAUGGGGAGCAGAAGAAGCAAAUUCAAACCGCGCAUCAGACUGUCUGAGGGAAGUAAACGUAACGAUCAUAGAUAGAAAGAAGUGUAAUAGCCCGGAGUACUAUAACCGCAAGCCCGUAAUAUCCAGUAAUAUGCUCUGUGCUGGGGAUGUUGGAGGAAAAAGAGAUGCAUGCAUCGGAGAUUCUGGUGGACCACUGAUAUGUGAGAAUGAAUUCAGAGGAAUUGUGUCCUUUGGGCAAGAAUGUGGACUUCCCCAAAAGCCUGGUGUUUAUACAAGGAUCACAAAGCAGUAUAUUAAUUGGAUUCAAGAUAUAACGUCGGGGCGAUCAAAGAUCCCGCAGCCUGCGAUCGGAACUCCCGCAUCGGGGCCCUCGAAGCUCUGCGGUUGGAGCUCCCGAAGUCAUGGAGUGGAAAUUAUUGGAGGUCGAAAGGCUAAAGCCCACUCAAACCCUUACAUGGUAUCCAUCCAAAUAUCUACGGACAACAAAAUGUAUAAACAUUGGUGUGGAGGCGCUUUGAUCAGUAAAAACUGGGUUCUCACUGCAGCGCAUUGUAAACCUACAAAUCUCAAGUGGAAAUCUCAAGUGGUUCUUGGAACACAUUCUCUUUCACAGAAUAAGAAGAGUAAACAAACAGUUCCUAUCAUGGAAUGGAUUGACUAUGGAAAGUUCAACAAGAAAACUGCAAUCGAUGACAUAAUUUUGGUGAAACUGGGGGGUAACGUCAAGUUCAACAAAGAUGUGAAAGCGCUCAAACUACCGAAAACAAAGGUCACUGAUGUGAAACCUGGGACUUCCUGCUCAGUGGCAGGAUGGGGGACAACAAGUACAUGCUCAAAAAUUCAUUCUGACACACUUCAAGAAGUGAAGCUAAAAGUAAUAGAUCGUAAAACAUGCAACAGCAAGGACUAUUACAAUCACAAACCUAAUGUAACCCAGGACAUGAUCUGUGUUGGCGACAGUAAAGGCAGAGGAGAUUCUUGUCAGGGUGAUUCAGGUGGCCCUUUGAUAUGCAACAAAAAGUACACUGGGAUAGUGUCGUAUGGUGAGGGAUGUGCCAAUCCCAAAAAACCUGGAAUUUAUACUUUAUUAACAAAGAAAUAUCUUGAUUGGAUUAAUAAAAUGAUAGGGGUGCAGGCUUACAAUAUGACCGCUGAAGUACUGUAUUGAGUAAUCCGCAUGCUGCUUCACUCUGCUUUGCCAACAAAUUUCACCUGGCCCACAUCUAACAAUGGCCCGUUUACUUUAUCAUCGUAACUUUUUUGCAUAUCUUUCAUUAAUUUGUCCUAUAUCUCUCUAUAUCACCGUCUAUAUCUCUCUUUCCGUUUCCCCUGACUUUCAGUCUGAAGAAGGGUCUCGACCCGAGACGUUACCUAUUUCUUUUCUCCAGAGAUGCUGACUGACCUUUGAAUUACUCCAGCUUUUUGUGUCUCUCUUCAGUUUAAAUCAGCAUCUGCAGUAUCUUCCUGCACAUGAUGCUCAAUUAAUUGGCUUAGAGAACCAGCAGGCUUCCAUCCAUGUCCUGAGUACAUUGUAUAAUAUUUUACCGCAAAAUGCAAUAAAAACUCGAAUUGUGA
Molecule: messenger RNA, 4700 nt
Organism: Leucoraja erinaceus (little skate)
Lineage: Eukaryota; Metazoa; Chordata; Chondrichthyes; Rajiformes; Rajidae
Product: transmembrane protease serine 9-like
Exons: 15
Coding region: 1834-4293 (819 amino acids)
Biological process (GO): proteolysis
Molecular function (GO): serine-type endopeptidase activity
Source: RefSeq, a predicted model, not a curated record